This is a messenger RNA of Ustilaginoidea virens, 522 nucleotides long. RefSeq lists its product as uncharacterized. Lineage: Eukaryota; Fungi; Ascomycota; Sordariomycetes; Hypocreales; Clavicipitaceae. The transcript has a single exon. The record is from RefSeq and is a predicted model, not a curated record. The coding region runs from base 1 to 522 and encodes 173 amino acids.
AUGUCGGUGCCUACAGUCCCAAUCGCGCUUCCGGCCGAUUUCCUUGGUCUUGUUGAGAGAGGGGUUUUGGCUCUGGAGCGCGCCUAUGGCGGGGGGCCCCAGCCCCUCUCUUCGGUCGAGGAAUCUCAGCCUCCUGCCACUACCGGUGACGUUGCUGCAGGCGAUGGAAGCUCUGUCAGUUCCGUUGUCGUUCCUUUGGAAGUCGAUGACGAGCCUACUCCUAGGCCGGCUGCUGGGGGGGAACCGCCUCGCAGCGAGGGGGUCUCGCCAACCUGGUCGGAGACUCCCGCGAUGCCCUCUUCCAGUGAGUUGCAGCAGGCGGUUGCGUUUUUGAAGUUCAUGAAAUCCCAAGCGGAGUCGCAGCCAGUGGCUUCUGCCUCCGGAGCGCCGUCUACGCCGCCGUCGUCGAAGCCCCUCCCGCCCGCUGCACAAUCGGCGCCGCCCAAGCAAGCCAAGUUGGUGGUUCCGUCGCUGUCGUCCCCUCGCCCCCGGGCUGAUCUUCCCCCUAUAGUUCUUCGGUAA